Messenger RNA from Harmonia axyridis, 4749 nucleotides. It is a transcript of the gene pan, whose product is annotated as protein pangolin, isoforms A/H/I/S. Gene Ontology annotation, cellular component: beta-catenin-TCF complex. The transcript has 6 exons. NCBI's taxonomy places the organism in Eukaryota, Metazoa, Arthropoda, Insecta, Coleoptera, Coccinellidae. The coding region runs from base 702 to 2228 and encodes 508 amino acids. Gene Ontology annotation, molecular function: DNA-binding transcription factor activity, RNA polymerase II-specific; RNA polymerase II cis-regulatory region sequence-specific DNA binding. The record is from RefSeq and is a predicted model, not a curated record. Gene Ontology annotation, biological process: canonical Wnt signaling pathway; regulation of transcription by RNA polymerase II.
CAUCAAGUCUUGCGUCGACGUCGACCGGGAGAGGGUACAGCCUGACUAACAUCCGGGGACUUCGGAAAAAGAGAUAUCCCGCGCCAUCUAAAAUCGUCUAUUAAUUUUCCUCGCCGAAUAUUUCCACGUGUGUGUCGUCCGAUCUGCCAUAAGUGUCGUGUAUGUGUGUCUGUCCCCAUUCAACCCAAACAAAGCGGAGGUAGAGAGCCGGCAGCGGCACCACAGCCAUUCAUAUUGAUUUUCCCGUGAUAAACGACGAAUAAAAAACUUGUUGAAUCUCUCUCUCUGCCCGCGACGUAUCUCUGCCGGCGUUACGGCUGUUUAUUGCCCGGUGUGUGUCUAUCUGCUCGCCCCGGCUCUCCCGGACCUUCUGGAAACGGGCUUUCCCGUGAGUGAUGGUGCCGUUUGACCCAAAUUGCACCGGCGGAACCCACGCCCGCGGACGUACGCGCGGACGGCUCGAUCUCGUCGUGGUAAAUGAUUUUUUAAAUGCCGUCGUGGUGGUGAUGGUGAAAACGCCGAAUGUGCCGAAGAGCGGAGGUUGUGACGGGAAGUGAAGGUCUUAAUUGCGUCUGCUGCCGAGUGUUGUUAUUGUUGUCCUCUCGUUUCUAGAUUUAUCGUUAUGAUCAUACCAUCGCAAAACUCCACGUGUAAACAAAUAGUGAAAUAUUGAGAUACCAGCUAUCUAUCCGCCAGUGAACAUGGAGACCACAAUGGACGAACCACUGAACUUAACAGUUAAAAAAAUGCCGAUAGCCAUUGUAGCGCCAUUCACCGUCAUCGACAACAAAAACAAUAAAAAACCCACCGCUGAAAUACGCGCCAAUAAGAAUGAAGACGUACCCGAGGACCUAUCGCUGAGAGACAAAUACGAGAAGGAUUACUUCGCCAACUACCCCAAUUUGAACAUCCAACACGACCAUCAGGAAGGCCGCAAUCGCUUCAACAAGAACACCUACCGAGAACAAGAGCUUAUCCUGAACGACAUGAACAAACUCUGUGACUUCGGCACCAAGAACUUCGCCGCCACCUCGGAGUACAUGGAGUACGCGGAUCGGCUCUACGAGCACAAAUUCCUCGCGGCGUGGUACAUAAAUUCUAUGAUCGAGAACCAGCGCAACACCUAUUUCAACUUCAUGCAACAGCAGCAGGCCGCGGCCGCGCGAGCGCCCUAUGCCUUCGACAAAAGUAACAAGCCGGAAAACAACCGGAUCCUGAAUAAUCUGCUGGAGAAGAAAUCCAAUCAUAGCUGCAAGUUUCCGGUGAAUUUCGACGCGCUCAUAAAGAACGAGAUGGCUAGCAAAGACGAAACCACCAACUUCGCUGAGAGGCAAAUGGAUCACCAGAAAAAUAAUAUGGAUAAAAAUAAUCCCGAAACCAAUGGAGAAAAGAAGAAACCACAUAUCAAGAAACCUCUGAAUGCAUUUAUGUUGUAUAUGAAGGAAAUGAGGGCUAAAGUAGUAGCAGAAUGCACGCUGAAAGAAAGCGCUGCCAUCAACCAAAUACUUGGGCGACGGUGGCACUCUCUGAGCCGCGAGGAGCAGGCCAAGUAUUACGAGAAGGCCCGACAGGAACGCCAACUGCACAUGCAGCUGUAUCCAGGCUGGAGCGCUCGGGACAAUUACGGUUACGGCACCAAGAAGAAGAAGCGAAAGAAAGAACGAACGCCGAACGACUCGGGAGGUAACAGUAUGAAAAAAUGUAGAGCAAGAUAUGGAUUAGAUCAUCAGAGUCAGUGGUGCAAACCAUGCAGACGCAAAAAGAAAUGCAUUCGCUACAUGGAAUCAGGUGAUGGCAAUGAUGGAAACCAAUCAGACGACAAUUUAGGCAGCUGUGGUAGCAUGGGCGAUGCGCAUACCCCACCAGAUGAUGAUGCAGAAAGCUUGAACAGAUCCAUGUCAAGCCCGGGUGGUCUUUCAGCCCUUAGUAGCCUAACUAGUCCUGGCGGUAUGAUCCUUCCUAGUCCAUCUACAAGUGUAGCGAGUCCUUCCGUGAGUUUGGCUAGUCCUUAUAUGCUGCAAAGCCCCCUGACCCCACACGAACAUAUGGACGUUAAGUUACCCCCUCCCUUAAUACUUCAACAACCCCCUCGUAAUCCUGUGGGGACAAAUCCACACGAUAUAAAUAAUCCACUUAGUGUAAAUCAAUUAACUGGACAAUGUGUACGGAAUGAUUCGACAGAUUCGAAUAGUAAAGAGACAACACGUUCGAUUAUCAGUGUCACGUAGCCUUCGGAUAGGCAUCUGUGGAACAUGAGCCUUUAUUUGUCCCAGACGAGGUGAUCCUCAGAAAUAUAUCUCUUGAAAUAUUGCAUGCAGUCAAAUGGACACGGGUUUAUACUGUGACUAGUGCAGUGCGUUGAUCUCAUUAGACUAGUACUGCGCAAACUUCAAUUUUUUACUAUGUAACAUAAAUGUCAUUUGCCAAAAUCACCUCUACUUAUUAUGAAGAUAAAAUAUAUAGAUAUCCUAUAUUUUGUAGUUAUUUAUAUUAAGUGGUAUUUAUUUGUUGAGGAGAUUUUUUUAAAUUGUACUUAUGAGUUUCUGUGUUUUCUGUGUUAUUAUUUUUAAACUAUUCCUUUUUCAAAGCAAUAUAAAUAUACUUUUGUGAUAUGAUGGAACAUUUUACUUGAAGCAAUUUUCGGUGAUAUAUAAGUAUAUAAACAACAUGAAGGCAUGGAACCAAUUCAUUUAUUGAAUUAAUUAAGCAUUAAACAUUUCUUGAUUGCAUAUACUUCAAAUUUCUAACAGAAUGGAAUCUGUUGAUUUUACAUUCACAUUCAAAACAAUACUGAAUGCUUUUUAAAGAAUUUUUGGAAUUUACAACUGAAAAUUGAUUGAAUGAACGAAUUGGGUGCGAUUAGUUUUAUUGUUAAAGACAAAUUUAUUGCACGCCUCAGCAACUGAAUACCAGUAGAAAAUAAAUUUAUGUUCCUUGUGCCAGAGCAAAAACGAUAAUGCAACUUUUAUUGUUUUUAUUUUUGGAUUUUUUUUACUACUUUUUAUUACUAUUUUUGCAAUAAUUUUUAAUGUCAUUGGAUUUCAAAGAAUAUUUUUAUCCAACAUUGUUAGAUCAAAAGAUUACAGAUGUAUUUCAUUCGAAUUAUUAUUCGAACUGAUCAAUUGUAAUUUCAAAUAAAAGUGAUGUGUAGGACAAAACGUUGGAUGAUUUUUCAAUUUUACUUACUGCCCACUAAGAAAUUAAUAUUCUCCCCAACGGUUCUAUCAUAUGGGAAUAUAGCAUCAAAUUCAAAUUCUCAACUAAUUCCUCUAAUUACGAAAAUAUGAAUAUAUAUUUCAAGUAUCAAAGUUAAAUUUCUCUUUUGAUAUGAUUAAUUGAUUCCAGGAUUAACUUCAAGUUUAAUUCAGUUCUUUUGACAGUGUUUAUUAUUCAUCAAAUGAAAAAAAUGCUAUCAACUUCAUUAGCUACUUUUUAUUCCAUUUCAUUGCCUUAUUGUCAAGAGUAACUGCGAUAUAAACUUUUAUAUAUUUUAACUUAAAACACUAGAAAAUUAAAUGGAAUUGAGAGUGGUUGAUGAAAGUGUAUUUCGUCAGUCAAUAGAUGUGUGAACGGUAUUUGGUGAAAACUUGAUUUGGAAUUAAUAUUUCCGAGUCUAUGGGAGUUUGAAAUAACGCAAGUUGUUUAGGCGAGUCUUUGGCUAAAAAUAUCAACAAUAAUGGGUUGGCAUCAAAGCAGUUAUGUUCAAUUUACCAUACUUAAAAAAAAUAUAAGUUGUAUAUUGCUAUAAAUAUUGUAAUUAUCUACUUUGUACAUAAAAAUGUUAAUAGAUGCACUUCUGACUUUUAUUUGGAUUUGUUACAUCUGAAGAGCAAUAUUCAUAAAAUUAAUUUCGUUUUGUUUUCAUAUAUUUUAAUCUGAUGAAAUAAUUUCAGGAUCAAAAUUUAAUAGUGUUGAUAUCAGUCAUGUAUAUAAAAAUUUUCUUUUUAUUAUAAAUUUAACGGGAUAUGUUUUGCAUAAUGGUGUUCAACUUUUAAUUUUACUAUGAAAUGUGACAUGUGAUAUUUUAUACUAUUUUAUGACGACUUUUUAAUUUGCAUCCUUGAAGCCUCAGAACUUUUAUGAUUUGUUUUAUUUCAUUCAGUGUUUGCCAUUAUUACUCAAAUAACUAGUUUUCAGGUAUCAAAAUGCAUAGCACAAUGUAUAAUUGAAGUAGAAAAAAUUUAAUUACUUACUCAUUCUCUCAAUCUCAUUUCUAAGGCAUUUUAUAUAUUUUUGGUGCAAUGUAUUUUGAUAUUUCGAGUUUUUCUAUAAUCUGUGUGUCAUAUAAUUAUUCUUGUGCAAUGAAUUUUUUGAGAAACACAUCAUGAGUGUAAAGAGAUUAGAUGUGCCAUAAAAAAAUCAUAUGUGUUUCGAUAAAUCUGAAAACUUGCACACUUUAACGACUGCUUAGGUUACACAAGUAAUUAAGUUUUUGGAUAAGUGCAAUGUAAAUGUUUUAUAGUUGAUCUGGACUUGGUACACCAUUUUUGCCAGAAUGAAUGCGUGUUGGUAGAAGUUUGUUUCUGAUUAAUAUUCUGUUGAAAGCAAGCAUUCAGUCUUCCUGUAAUUUUCUUUUCAGCUUUAAUGAGAAAGCAUUGUAAAUGCUCAAAUUUUAUUGUACCAUUCUGGAAUAAAUGAAUAUAAAUAUAUAAAUAAAUUAGUUAUUAAUUAGAUGUAAUGUCUUUGUAAGUAGCAUCUGUUCGUAACAUCGUUUUAGAUUAGAAUAUUCAAUACAAAAAUUGAACAUUA